AGCGGCUCAGACACAAACGCAGACAUGAGGACGCGCAAGCUUUUGUCCAUUACUGUGCUGGGCCUGCUGCUGUGGGCCUCCUGCAUCCGGGCCGACGACUCCGAACAGACAGAGACGACAGAGGAGACACCAGAAGACGCAGAGGAAACCGCAGAGCCACCCAAGAAGGAGAAAACAACAGAAAUAGAGGAGGAGAAAGAUGUCAUGGUGCUCCACAUCUACAACUUUGAGCGAGCUCUCAGCGAGAAUCAGUAUUUACUGGUUGAAUUCUAUGCUCCCUGGUGUGGCCACUGUAGAGAGCUGGAGCCAAUUUAUGCCGAAGCUGCUGAGAAGCUGAAGAAGGAGGAUCCACCGCUGCGUCUGGCCAAAGUGGACGCCAUCGACGAGAAGGAGCUGUCUGAUGAGUUUGACGUCGGAAGCUUCCCGACUCUGAAACUGUUCCUCAACGGAGACCGGAAGCAGCCCGUCGACUUCAAUGGUAAGAGGACAGUCAAGGGAAUAAUGCAGUGGAUGAAGCGCCGUACAGGCCCCGGAGCUCCAGCUCUGGACUCUGUAGACUCCGCGGCUCAGUUCAUUGACUCCCACAACGUCACUGUUGUAGGAUUCUUUGAUAGUCUGGAGAGCGAGGCAGCCAAGGUGUUCAAGGAGGUCACGUUGGAAAUGACUGACACAGAGUUCGCCCUCACAGCCACUCCUGAGGUUUUCCAGAAGUAUGAGGUGAAAGGCAGCUCGGUGGUGCUUUUCAAGAAGUUUGAUGACGGCAGGGCAGAUUUUGCCUUGUCAGAAGACGGGACGCUGGACAAAAGCAAUCUGACCACCUUCAUUAAGCAGAACAGCCUGGAGCUGAUGAUCCCUUUCAGCCAGGAGACAGCAGAAAAGAUUUUUACCUCCAGCAUCCACCAGCACAGCCUGCUGUUCAUCAACUCUACAGUGGAGAGUCAGAAGGGCCUGGUGGACGAGUCCAGGACGGUAGCCAAGGAGUUCAAGGGCAAGAUGCUAUUCGUUGUGAUUGAUGUGACAGAAUCCCUGUCACAUGUGCUGAACUACUUUGGUGUGUCUGAGAAGGACGCCCCCACUGUACGCAUCAUCGAUAUGGACACAGGAAAGAAGUUCAGCAUUGCUGCUGGGGAUCUGACAGUAGAUUCCUUGCGAAAGUUAUGCCAAGAAGUCGUGGAUGGCACUGCCAAGCCCUACUACAAGUCUGAGGACAUCCCGGAGGACUGGGACAAAGGACCAGUUAAAGUCCUGGUGGGAAAGAAUUUCGAGUCUGUUGCUUUGGACCCAACCAAAAACGUGUUUGUGGAGUUUUACGCCCCAUGGUGUGGACACUGCAAGCAACUGGCUCCCAUCUGGGAACAGCUGGGUGAGAAAUACGCCGACCACGAAGACAUCAUCAUAGCCAAGAUGGACGCCACAGCCAACGAAGUAGAGUCUUUAAAGGUUGAUGGAUUUCCAACAAUCAAGUAUUACCCAGCUGGUGACAAAGAGGUGAUUGAUUACAGUGCACUCAGGGAUCUGGAGACGUUUUCUAAGUUCCUGGAUGCCGGCGGCAUGUUGCCUGAGGAGAAGAGUGAUGAGGAUGAAGAUGACGAAGAUGAGGAAGAGGUGGAUGGUGAUGACGAUAGCGAGGAGGCUGAUGAGCCUGACAAUGUAACUGCAAACGACACAUCCAGAGAUGAACUGUAAUGUCACUCACCAGCCAAUCAGGAUCAACCUAGCAUCUUCCAAUUUUCUUAAUAAAACUGAUACAGGUUUAAAACUG
Messenger RNA from Stegastes partitus (bicolor damselfish), 1762 nucleotides. RefSeq names its product protein disulfide isomerase family A, member 2 (gene pdia2). Gene Ontology annotation, biological process: protein folding; response to endoplasmic reticulum stress. The transcript is spliced from 11 exons. The record is from RefSeq and is a predicted model, not a curated record. NCBI's taxonomy places the organism in Eukaryota, Metazoa, Chordata, Actinopteri, Pomacentridae. Gene Ontology annotation, cellular component: endoplasmic reticulum. Gene Ontology annotation, molecular function: protein disulfide isomerase activity. The coding region runs from base 25 to 1686 and encodes 553 amino acids.